Molecule: messenger RNA, 1467 nt
Organism: Microsporum canis CBS 113480
Lineage: Eukaryota; Fungi; Ascomycota; Eurotiomycetes; Onygenales; Arthrodermataceae
Product: F-box protein
Exons: 3
Coding region: 1-1467 (488 amino acids)
Cellular component (GO): nucleus
Molecular function (GO): cis-regulatory region sequence-specific DNA binding; protein binding
Source: RefSeq, a predicted model, not a curated record
AUGAAGAGUAGGAGAAACUACACGACGGGAUGCGGUUUCAGUGACAAGGCGGAGUGGCUCGAAAAGUCCAAAGAUGAAGAAGACGAUGCCAUUCCUGUUCAUCCGCUGGGCGUGAAGCCCUCUGGAAACGGCCUAACUGCUUCAGGGGAUAUCCGGCCUGCCAUGGGUGGCUUUGCCUUGUUGCCGGACGAGCUGAUAUUGAUCCUCCUUGAGUCAUUCGAUGCGGCGACCCUGAGGCGUCUGGGAUCAGCCUGCAAGGCGCUGUAUGCCUUCACCAGGGCAGAAGAGCUCUGGAAGGCUCUUUUUAUCAAGGAGCCACAGUCGAAGUUCUCAUGGCAAGGCGACUGGCAUUCGACAUAUUUGAAUCUACCGCCGUCAGAGGUUGCCUCGCCCAACUGCUCGCAACUGUUCUCAGACACGCUUCAUAGGCCCUUCCAGUGUGCUCAUCUCAGCCUGUCUACUUACACGGCCAUACCGGCACGGAACCAGAUACCUCGCCUGGCCAACUUGAGCCAGGUCGAGUUCGAUGAGUCAUGGGCGGACCGGCCCUUUAUACUCACUCAGCCGGUCAAGGAGUGGCCGGUCUUCCAAUCCUGGUCUGUCCAAUACAUCUUGGAUAAGUAUGCAGACACCCUCUUCCGUGCGGAGGCGGUCGAUUGGCCGUUCAGGACGUACGCUGACUACAUGAACAACAACUCGGACGAGAGUCCGCUUUAUCUCUUUGACAAGAACUUCGUCUCGAAGAUGGGGUUACGUGGUGGUGACGAUGCCGCGUUUUGGCCGCCUUCAUGUUUUGGAGACGACUUGUUUGCCGUGCUGGGCUGCCAGCGCCCAGACAAGGAGUGGUUGAUCAUCGGGCCUGCCAGGAGCGGGAGCACCUUUCACAAAGACCCAAAUGCUACGAGUGCGUGGAAUGCGGUGCUGCGCGGCUCCAAGUACUGGAUAAUGUUUCCCGGGUCAGCGUCACUGCCCCCUCCUCCGGGAGUAUACGUUUCUGCGGACCAAUCCGAAGUCACCUCCCCUCUCAGCAUUGCUGAAUGGCUGCUCAACUUCCAUGAAGAGGCUCGGAACAUGACUGGCUGUCUGGAAGGAGUAUGUGGCGAAGGAGAGGUACUACAUGUUCCCUCAGGGUGGUGGCACCUUGUUGUCAACCUAUCUGAGUCCGUAGCUAUCACGCAGAACUUUGUGCCUCGCAAACACCUCCGCUCCACGCUGGAUUUCAUGAAAAAUAAGCCUGACCAGGUAUCUGGGUUCCGCAAGGAUAUCGUGGAUCCCUAUGGUCUCUUUGUGCAGAAGAUGAAAGAAGCAUAUCCAGACAUGCUUGAGCAGGCAUUGCAGGAGAUGGAGGCCAAGAAGAAGAGAAAAUGGGAUGAAGUUGUCAAGGUUUCGGACAGUCCUACUGAUGACCCAAAUGUAGGCGGAUUUAGCUUUGGCUUUGGCGAUGACAGUGAUGCUGAAGUGCCAUAG